Messenger RNA from Penicillium manginii, 1560 nucleotides. RefSeq lists its product as uncharacterized. Gene Ontology annotation, biological process: DNA-templated transcription. Bases 1 to 1560 code for a protein of 519 amino acids. The record is from RefSeq and is a predicted model, not a curated record. Gene Ontology annotation, molecular function: zinc ion binding; DNA binding. NCBI's taxonomy places the organism in Eukaryota, Fungi, Ascomycota, Eurotiomycetes, Eurotiales, Aspergillaceae. The transcript has 6 exons.
AUGAGAGCCCAUGAUGUAUCAAGCAAAGAAGCCGAGACAUUCGGGCCAGCCCCUGUGUGGCUAGCCGACGAACAUUUUGACCUCGAUGCUUUAAAUUCGUCCGUUAUGGAAACCACUCUAGGACUGUUCUCUCCCACCCAUACCACGAACGAGAGCAAUGCCGAUACAACACUCCAGAUACCAAUGGAGACAUCUCAAUGGCAUCAUAAGGAAGAUCAAGUGCGCCAGUAUUGGUUUAAUUAUAUCGGAACACAUAGCAAUGGGUAUGUGACCCCAGAAACCGCCACAGAUCAUGUGGAACUGGAUGAAAAAUACCGGCAAAAUCUAUCUCAACGGCUUCAGCAGCGGGUUCCAACGGAGCCAUUGCCAUCAACCGAGUUUUUGUGGGAGAAGUAUCUUCUUGGCGGUAAAGCGGAGGCACUCGCAAUGACCCAGGCGUCUCUUAUCGGUCAAACUUUUGCGAUGCUAUCGGGGAAACCGAGAGAUCUCCUCACCCUGCAGACCUUCCAUGGCACAGUCACAACGUGGGCUCGCCUUCAUAAAAUGUUCGAAACCAAGAGGCCAGCCGACCACCUGCGCACAUUCCUCGAUACGCGGACCCCAGAGGAAGCAUGGAGAACGUGGGUUCAAGCUGAGGAGCGGAGCCGGGUUGCAGCGGGUCUUCACAUUCUAGACACCGAGAUCUCCGAGCUUAUUUUAACGCACCCUCUUAUGCGACACGAUAAAUCUUUGCUCCCAUUGACUGCACGUCAGGAGCUCUGGGUAGCUCCAAACGCAACCCAAUGGAGGGAUAUCAUGAUCAGCAGAGCUCCCCCGGAACUUCCUAGCGAAAAUAUCCAACUCGACUUUAACUCCACCGACGGCUUUCAUAGUUACACCGAGUUGGAGGGCAUCAAUGCUCGAUUGAUGGAGCAGAAAUUUACGAGUACUGCUUCUAACCAAGAGCUUGUGGAGCAGUUUGAACCUCAACUAAUCCAUUUUCUCGACCGACAUUUCCGCUCCAAGUCCGAAGGGAAUUUUGAUCCCUUCUGCUUGGAAGUGUUGUGGCACUCGGUCUUUAUAUCGCUUUUAGUGGAUAUCUCCCGGUUGGAGUUGGCAAUUGGCAGAGAAGGAUAUGAGGAAUCACUUCUCCAUCGCGAUUAUGUGCACACGUGGUCUUCUUCUCAAGAAGCUCGUCGCUGUGCUCUACACGGAGCAUUGAUUCUUCGAAAAUUGCAAAACAUGCCACUAGGGGUGGAGCCAGCAAUUCAUGUGCCCAGGGCACUUUAUCGAGCAGCGACCGUUUGGUAUGCAUAUACCGAAUUCGGAAGGGAUCCAGACACUAGCUUCUCGGAAAUUCCGCCUAGUCCCGACAUAAAUUUCCCCGAGCUGUCUUUUUUGAAACUCAAUAGCGAGGUCCUGCUUUUUGAGGCCAACGGCUAUCGGACAUCUAAGCCGAAAACGUCAGAAUCGAGCACAUUGUGUGGAUUGGUGGACCUUCUCCACCGAAUUGGCCACUGGGGAUUAUCAAGGAUAUUCGCGGAGCAGUUGAGCUUUUUGCUAAAAGAAAAAGAUAGUUGA